AUGUGCUUAAAUUUCCCUGUACAGUGGGCCGAUCACGACUUAGGAAAGAAGCAUGGCAAAGCUGUGCGCAGACAGGCACAGGCGAAGGAAGGUUCUUCAGUUUCGCAGAAGAUUCCCGUGCCGCCAGAGGGCUUUGGAAAGAGGUCGUAUGAAAAGGGCAUCGACGAAGACCCGCCGGAUGCCAUGCAGGCAGACCGGGACAGCAUUUCACAGGUGGAGGGAUCUGCCCCGUCCGAGCAGCUGGACUUCCACCCAGAUCAGCGAUUUGCGACCAAUCGCAAGACUCCUAUUCCUGGCACCAGCAGUGGUAUGGCUAUGGGUACGGACCGUGUGGGCGUGUCUCCUGGCGAAGCCCUUCGAAAGCUUCAGCCGCCAAUCGCAAGCUUCAUUAGGCGUGAGUCGAAGGUCGGCCAAGUGCGCAAGCGGGUGCUCAAGCAGAUGGUCCGGGCAAACACAGGCCUCCGCUCCGAGGAGGAGCUGGACGGUCUGCUGACCAUUCUUCAGACCGACGAGCGGCUCCUGAAGUACCUGGGUCUCCUGGAGCGCUGCUGCUUCGAGGCGGAGAAGAUCCAGGCACGCAUGGACAAACGCCAGGAGAAGUUCCGCUCCGCCAAGCUGGGCAGCUACGCCCAGGAACGAGCGGAAGAGGCGGUCGUCGACGUCUUCUCAUCGGCCAAAGGGCUCGAGCUGCGCAUCCAGGCGUGCUGCAAUGCGGCAGAAGAGCUGCCCGAGACAUAUGAUUCCAUGAACGAGAUCGGGGAUUUCUUCAACAGCUUGAAUCCCUUUCGCUAG
Symbiodinium sp. CCMP2592 is the source of this 792-nucleotide messenger RNA. The record is from the annotation of a GenBank genome assembly. NCBI's taxonomy places the organism in Eukaryota, Dinophyceae, Suessiales, Symbiodiniaceae.